Messenger RNA from Apus apus (common swift), 2645 nucleotides. It is a transcript of the gene R3HCC1L, whose product is annotated as R3H domain and coiled-coil containing 1 like. The transcript is spliced from 8 exons. Lineage: Eukaryota; Metazoa; Chordata; Aves; Apodiformes; Apodidae. The record is from RefSeq and is a predicted model, not a curated record. Bases 276 to 2267 code for a protein of 663 amino acids.
GGGGAGCAUCGCCCCGGGCACUCAGCACGCCGGGGGUGGAAGUGGCGGUGGGGCUCCGGGAUGUGCAGGGCAUCCCUGCCCCGGCAGCCGGAGCCGCGGCGGGGAAGCUGGCUGGCUCCGCCGUCACCCCGUGGGUGCCGGAGGGGUCGGUGGCACUCGAGCUUCUGCCUGUUGCUCCUGGUUCCUCUCUCCCUGCUGGAUUCGAGAACUCUCCAGUCCCAGUGAUUGUCUCCCAUGAAGAUGCUUCCACAUGGCCAUCAGGCAGCGGUGGCACCAUGCAGCAGGAGGCGGAGGGCGGCCGGCUGCGCCGCAGGAAGCCCGACAUGGCCCUCUAUGUGCCCAAAGCACGGCGGGAGAGAGAAGCGCAAGCAGUGGGUGACACACUGGCCGGGCACCGCCGGGAGCCUGAAAACCACUGCCUGGUGCAGGACACUUGCCCACGUGGUGGCGUGGGGCAGAGGCGAAGUCCCCGUGCCAGGACACAGGCAGGCAGAGUGGAAAGGAGGGAGACCAAGGUGGAUGCAAACCCAAAGGAGCCACGGACAUUCUCUGCCAGACACUGCUGGAGGCCAGCAGUCAACUGCCCCACCGUGCCGGGGAGCCUGGGAGCAUCAUCCAGCAUGCAGGAGCCAUGUCCAGAUCUGACUGUUGCCCAGCCCUGGCAUGGGCAGGACAAAGUAUCCCAUGAUCAAGGACUUGGGAAGCUCAGCCACAGCUGCCAGAUGAUGGGAACUGAGCCUGACCCUCCAUCCCUACUGAGUGCCCAGCCUGGGGCCAUGGAGGCCCCAGAGCCCACGGGUGACGCUACAAGCCCAGUGCCCCCCAGUAGCCCAACACUGGCAUGUCGGACACAGCUGAGUGAUGUGUUGGAGCAUUUGGGGAGCAACAACCCAGAUCCAGCUAGGGAGCUCUCCCAGAGCCCAGGAGAGGGUGUUCUGCUGCUGGCAGGGGUAGAUGACCAGGGUAGGGUUCCUGGGUUGGUGUGGGAAGCUGCAAGUCCAAAAACCUGGGAAGAAAAGAGGGAGUGUGGGGGUUCCUUCCUGGCAGAGCAGAGUGAGGGCUGUGCUGCUGGAGUGCCAGAGGAGGAGGAGAAGUCGAGAGGCAUGGCUGAAAUUGCUGCGGAGAGCACCUUGGAUGCCCCAGGAGGAGCCAGCUGUGAGUCUGGGUGCUUGAGAGGUGGCAUGGGUGAUGCACCAGUGCUCCCAGGGGACAGUACCCCAGGGCUGGGCAUGAGCAGCCUGUCCCAGCUGCUACCCAGCAAGGAAGAGAGCACUGCCAGUGCUGGGCAUCUCUGUGGGGAGAAUGUCCCGGUGUCUGCUGUCUGGGGGGCGGACAGCACCUCUGCCUGCAUAGAUGGCAGCACCGGGUAUGAGAGCAGCUCACUGGGUGAUGGUGAGGAGCCAGUGAGCAGCACCUGGGAGGGAGCAUCCCUGGAGAGCCAUAAGCCUCUGCUACCCCUGGAGCUGCUGUGCCGUGAUGUAGAGGGGCUCUUGACAGACACCUGGGCCAAGGAGCUGGUGGGGGUGGACGAGGACAGAGGCUCACUGCAGCAGCACCAGUGCAACCAGGAGGCUGAGGAGGAAGAGGGAGGUCUUCACAGUGGCUCCCCAAAGGCGGAGCAGACCAGUGCCGGGACCCUGAGCCAGACCAGCCCUGGCACCGAGGAGAGCUGGGACUCGAUGUUCAACGAUGAUGGGGACUGCCUGGACCCACGCCUGCUGGAGGAGCUCUCAGGGGGCCAGAAGCUCCAGGAGAGCCAGCAGUCACCCUGUUUCAACUACUACGGGGCCGAGCCUGCCCCACCAGACCUCAGCGAUGCCGAGCUGCCCCACGUCAUCGAGAUCUAUGAUUUCCCCUCGGAUUUCCGCACCGAGGACCUGAUGCGUGUCUUCUGUAGCUAUCAGAAAAAAGGCUUUGAUAUUAAGUGGGUGGAUGAUACACAUGCCCUGGGCAUCUUCUCCAGCCCCAUAGCAGCAUGUGAUGCCCUCAGCACCAAGCACCUGAUGGUGAAGACUCGCCCACUCUCCCAGGGCACCCGUGCCUCUAAAGCCAAAGCCAGGGCAUAUGCUGACUACCUGCAGCCGGCCAAGGAGCGCCCUGAGACAUCAGCUGCUUUGGCCAGGCGGCUGGUGAUCGGCGCCCUGGGGGUACGCAGCAACCAGACGCCAGCCCAGAGAGACGCCGAGCGGAGGAAGCUGCAAGAAGCCCGGGAGAGGAAGCGCCUGGAGAACAAGCAGCGGGAGGAUGCCUGGGAGGGUCGCGAGUGAGUUGGGAGUCUGCACUUCACCCCUGCUGGGGUUGCCUGGGCCCCUCUCUGCCAACAAGCACCCUGCAUCUUGGAUCAGACACAGAUGCUGUGCUGCAUCCCGAAGUACUGGGUUGCUCCACUGAAGGGGCUGAGCAGGGUGCAGUCAGGCUGGUAGGUGCCAUGCAGAUGCUGUUGCCAUGGGGCAUUGCUGCCCGCGCUGACCAGGGCAGGAGCCCCUGUGCUUCCUGCUGCAGCGGGAGCAGCUGGUGGAAUGCAGGGAGCUCAGCAGCGAGCAUGUGGGGCUGUGUGGUGUGGCCCUGGCCACCUGGCACGGCCUUGUGAUUGAGAGUUUCUGUCCUUUAUUUUGCUAAUAAAUACCAUUUAUUUUAUUUGCCUA